UUUUGACAACAAUUAUUGACAAUUUAAUUUUAUAAACUUCAAAAUAAAUUUUAUAUUUUCGAGUUUUGCAAGAAAAUUUUAGUGAAAUUUUGAAAUUAAUUUUUUUUUAAUUAAAAUUUAAAUUUAAUAUUGUGAUAUUUAAUAAUUUUAGAACUACAAAUAUUUUAAAUUCAUUGUAAAUAUUAAUUAAAUUUGAUUAACAAAAUGUUGAAUAAAUUUCAAUUAUUCUUCUUAAUUGCAUUUGGAUAUCUUUUAAUAACAGACUGUCGUGAAUCAGUAAGAUCAAAACGUGCAAAACGUAUACGUGCACCAGAAGCAGUUAAUUUUGAACCAGAACCAAGACAAGAAUUAGAUAAUGAUGGUAAUAGUCAAGAAAAAGAUAUACCCAAUAUACCACAUAAUUUUUUGAGUCCUUCAGUCCGGGAAUAUUUAGAAUUAGGAAAAUCAAUUCCAGGACGGCCAGGUACAGAUUAUCCAAUACUUUCGGCAAUUCCUUAUACAAAUUUCUAUUGCGAUGAACAAUUAUAUCCCGGAUUUUUUGCAGACAUGGAAACAAGAUGUCAAGGUUGGCAUUAUUGUGAUAUAGAUGGUAGACAGGCAUCAUUUUUAUGUCCAAAUGGUACACAAUUUUCUCAAGCAGUUUUUGUAUGUGAUUGGUGGUUUAAUGUCCGGUGUGAUUUAUCACCACGUUUAUAUGCAAUUAAUGCUAGACUUUAUCAGAGACCUAAAGUGAAUCCAACAAGACCACAUCGAAUAAUUACAAAACAAUUAGUAGAUGAUAUUUUUAAUUGAAAAAAACAACAACAAAAAUGAAAUAAAUUGAUGAUAAAAAUAUGAAAAAUGCGAAAUUGAAAUAAAAAUAAUUUAUUUAAAAAAAAAUUAUAAAAAAAAAAUAUUAAAAAUUAAAUUAAUUGGAGAAGAUAAGAAAUGAUAGGUGAACAAAAUUUUUGACAGUUUUGAUAAUUUUUAAGAAAAUUUAGGGAUAAUAGAAGAGAAAUAAAUUCAUUUUUGUUGUUUUAGAGUUCGUAAAUGCGAUUCUGAAAGUAUUUUUCCGAAAAUUUUUAAAUUAUAGAAAUUGGAUAUUCAAAUAAUUUGUAAAACUUCUGAAAAACACAUUUCACAAAAUUUAAUUUCUCAAUAUACAUUUUGUCCACAUCAAUUCAAUUUCUAAUUCUUAUUUAAUAACAAUUUUUGACAAUUAAAAAAAUUCCUUCCAAAAAGUAGUGUUCAUUCACUCACUGUUUUAAAAACAAUUCAAUAUUUUCAAAAAUUAUAAAGCAAUCCUUCUAUAGAAUCUCUUUCUAUCUCUUUAAUUUCAUUUUAUUGUAAUUCUUUCAAAAUAUUGUUAUAGUGUCCUUAAAAUAGCCUGACUUCAAAAUAGUGGUAACAUGACACUGACACACAAUUGAGUGUAUUUAUUGUAAUUACUCUGACCAUUGGUGCAGUGGUUAUGGCACCGGCCCUUUAACCGAAGGGUCUCGGGUUCAAACCCCGGUCAGGUCACUAUAAAAAUUAUAUUCAAUAUUAUAUAACUUAAUAUGCAAUACUAAUAAAUAUUAUACAAGUAAUUUUCAAAUAUUCAUAAUAUUCGAUACUAAAGACUAAGAAAAAUAAACAGUAAAUAUUAAUAACCUCAAAUAAUUAAUAUAAAUAAGACUACGGCAGGCUAGUCACCUACCUAGUUAAACUCUAUGACGCUAUGAAACUAGUGCAUGAGAAAUCAUGCACUAGCCCUAUGCUCCUUCUAGGAGUGAAGAAGGAAAAAAAAAAAAAAUUGUAAUUACUCUGAAUUGUGUAUUAGUACAUUAUUACUGCAGUUUUAAAUUGUAAGGGAUUUCGGAUGGACACUUUCAUACUGUCAACAUAGAAUCUUUAAUUAUUUCGAAAACAAUUCAAUAAAGAAUUAUGACAAUAAUUACAAAUACUUCAAAUUUUUUUCAUAAUUUCACACAUAAUAAUUAAGUUUCAAAAUGGAUGACAUUUGGAAUAAUUUUAAAUUAAAUGAUUAGAAAAUUAAAUAUUGGAAAUUAAUUUUAUGCUAAUGCAAAUUAUAAUUUUUAAGAUAAUAUAACAAAAUAUUUAAAAUUAUAGCGUCGACUUAAUGCAGAUUAUAAUCAAAUUAAACAAACUCCAGAAAUAUAAAUACGAGUAUAAUAUUGAGUAAUAUAGAACCUUAAACAAUAAACAAUAUCGAUAUAGGGGCUCUCAAAUUUAAAAUAGAAUUUUGCAAUAGAAUUAUUAAUCAACAUUAUAAUUUUUAGAAUCUAUA
This is a messenger RNA of Condylostylus longicornis, 2269 nucleotides long. RefSeq lists its product as uncharacterized. The transcript has 4 exons. Gene Ontology annotation, cellular component: extracellular region. The coding region runs from base 205 to 792 and encodes 195 amino acids. NCBI's taxonomy places the organism in Eukaryota, Metazoa, Arthropoda, Insecta, Diptera, Dolichopodidae. The record is from RefSeq and is a predicted model, not a curated record. Gene Ontology annotation, molecular function: chitin binding.